Messenger RNA from Paramecium sonneborni, 2081 nucleotides. The record is from the annotation of a GenBank genome assembly. Lineage: Eukaryota; Ciliophora; Oligohymenophorea; Peniculida; Parameciidae.
AUGAAUUAUUAGACUUUCAAACCUUCUAUCUUAAAUGAUAAAACUAAUAACUUUCCUAUUUAAUACAGAUCAAGUGUAAAAUCUUGUCAUAAAAAUUCUGAUUUUAAUAGCAGUUUUCAUGAGAAUAAAUUAUUUGGUCAAUAAUUAGAAUACAUCAAACAACUCGAUGAAUAAAAAUCAAUAAUUGAAGGAUAAAAUCAAUUUAUUUAGAUCUUACGCAAUUCUAUUGAAAAUAAAUUAUAAAUUGAAGGAUUUCAAUAAGUUUUAGAUUAGGUUUUGAAUAUGUCAAGAGAAUAAAAAAUUGAUUUAUUUGCAUUACUUUCAUAACUUUAUCAAGAGCUUUAUAUUUAAAAUUAAAAUAUAACUUAGAUUGAAAAUUUAUAACAAUUAGUUGAUAAUUUAAAUCAUUAAAUCAACUUUUAUGCUAAAGAAUUAAUGGAAUUAAAAGUCGAUAAAUAAUAUUUAAUAGAUCAAUUAGAUUCUUAAGCAAGUACUACUAAAGAUGAUGAUACAAUCAUAUUUAAAAAUGCAUAAAUUCAAAAAUUAGAAUCUGAUAAUAAUCAUUUGAAAUCAUAACUAUAAUAACUUUAAUAAUAAAAUGAAAAAUAUUAAUAAGAUAUGCACUAGCUAGAAAAGCGAUUAAAUAAAAUUCACAUCAAUUUAAAAACAGAAGAAUGUGAAAAGGAAGAAUUAAUUAAAGAAUUAGAUAGUUUAAGAUAAACAUUUUAUAUAAGUCAAUAAAAAGAUGAAUAAAAGUAAGAAUUAAAUUUAGCACUCAAAGAGUAAGAAAUAGAAUUCCUAAAUAAUAAAAUAAGAAAGCUUGAAUAACAAAAUGAUGAAAAAAAUAAUAUUUUAGACCAAAAUUUUUAAUAAACGGAAACAUUAAAAUUUUAACUUAAAGAUCAAGAACAAAAUUUUUCAUAUUAAUUGGAAGAAUAUGAGUUCAAAUAAAAUUAGAUUAAAGCGGAAUGUCGAGAAUUAUGUUAAUAUAGAGAUUAACUUUAAGAAUAAUUAUCAGUUUCAGAAUAAUUUAUUUAAUAAAGUAUGAAAUUUAUAAUAAUUUAAAGUAACUUUAAAAGUUAAUUAGAUUGCAAAUAGAUAAGAUUUAGAUAUCUUAAAAAAUCUUUUCUAUUUAGAAGAAUUGAUAUAAAAUUAAUCAUACUCUGAAUAAAAAUAUUAAUAAUUGGAUUAAGAUAAAUCUUAAAUAAUAUUUGAUUUGCAACAUUAAGUUACAGACUUUCAAUAAAUUAAUUAAUAAUUAUCAUAAUAGAUUACUAUAUAAACAAAUUAAUUAUAAUAAUAAUAAAAUGAUCUAAAAUUAUUUGAUAAAUAAAAACGAGUACUUAAAUAAGAACUUAUUCAUCUAAAAUGUUUGGAAGAACAAAAGAAUAAAGAAAUUUAAGAAUUAUAAAUAUAAUAUUCAAAGUAUGAUAAAAAAUUGUCUACUCAACUUGAAUUACAAGUAGAAGUAGAGAAAGAGAAUGCAUAGUUGAAAGAAUAAUUGAUAAUUUUACAAUAACAGCUUAAUAACAAUAAGAAUUAAUUAUCAAAUAAAAAAAGUAUAGCAUCAUCCAGCUAAGUUUCAAUAUUGGAGUAAAAAGCCAAAAACUUUGAUUAUAUUGCUUUAUUAAAAACCGUAAAAAUAUUAUUUAUCGUAGUUUGAAAUAGUGAAACCACUUUUUUAGAUUGAGUGUUAAGAAAUAAUUUAAGAAAUGCUGGUGCUAUAAAACAAAUUAGUUAGAACUGAAGCAGUUGAUAGUGAACUAAUUUAAUAGGAAGUGUUAUUAUAACAAAAGUUAUCUAAUUAAUAAUAAAAAUUUAAGGAUAGUUAAUAGUAAAUUAAGUAAUUAAUUUCAGAAAACAAAGAUUUAAAACUAAAGGUUAAAAACAUAAUUAUUUUAGAUGCUUAAUAACUAAGUACAAAAUUUAAAUCAAAGUUAUUCUUAAACAAAUUAGUCGUUUGGAUAAGAAAAAAAUUUUACCAGAUAUCAUAAAUAAUCAAUAUCCGUCCAUAAUAAUGCCAAAUUAAUUCCAAAAUGAAAAUUGUUUCUUGUUUUUUUUAUCUAUAUUUUUUAAAUUGA